AUGAAAACGCAAUAUCAUUGGGAUUUAUAUCGUGAAAUUAUCAAAUAUUCCACAAAAUAUGGCAAACAACAAAAUUCAAGUUGGACAAUUAUCAGUGAUGAGCAAACAUUUAUUGUUAUGGGAAAUUUACGAAAAAUAUUGCUAACAUUCGGUGAUUCACAACAAUCUCUCAUAUUAGGGAGGACAUUCAGCAAAAGAAAUUUACUUUCAUACUUAUUCCCAUGGAAUAUUUACAAAACAAUUUUACCUGAAGCUGGCAUUGUUUUUUCUCGAAAAGCUUUGGAAGAUAUGACGAAUGAUAAAUGUUUUGGUUGGUUAUCACCUCGUGCUACAGAACGAGCACUGGUACAGUGUGGCAGUUUAAUGAAUGUACAACUUAUUGAUCCAAUUGAUAAGAAUCAAUCUUUUUAUUGGUAUAGUGAUGAAGCCUUAUCAUUUGGUAAUUUAAAUUAUCGUGGUCAUCGAGUCUUGGAUUUUACAAUCACAAGGAUAAAAGUAUUUGGCUAUUAA
Messenger RNA from Acanthocheilonema viteae, 510 nucleotides. The record is from the annotation of a GenBank genome assembly. NCBI's taxonomy places the organism in Eukaryota, Metazoa, Nematoda, Chromadorea, Rhabditida, Onchocercidae.